This is a messenger RNA of Pogonomyrmex barbatus (red harvester ant), 2145 nucleotides long. RefSeq lists its product as uncharacterized. Lineage: Eukaryota; Metazoa; Arthropoda; Insecta; Hymenoptera; Formicidae. The record is from RefSeq and is a predicted model, not a curated record.
GUUUUCAAUAGGAAAUACAACUUCUAAGUACAUAAACAAAUUUCAUUAAAAUAUUAACACGAGAACUACAUGAUUAUGUACUCUAACUAAAUUAUGUACGUUUUGUACGUUUUAUUAUAAAUUCGUAAUAUGUCUAUCGUUGAAUAUCUUUCACUUCGCGUGAUUCGUUUAGCAUUUCUUCAAUUUGUUAUGUCCGUGACAUAAAUAGCUCUCAUCAAUGCGUGUCACGUGAUACGCCGAUGCAUGCACUUUGCUAUUAUUACGCGAAAAUAAUAACGUUUGACAUUUAAGGAACCGUACACACUCAUUUGAAUCCACUCAUUUUCAAAGAAGAACUCUUGCGAAAACUGUGCCAUUUCGUGCGGGGUUCUUCGGCCGUACGUCCACUCAUGCACACGUACACGAUACGCACACAUACGAACGUGAAAUACACGUAUGGAGUGAGAGUUGCUUACAGUGACACGAUUCUACCCACGUCUUUCCGACCGAACGGUUAAUCGGAAGAUCAACUUCGAAGAAAGUUUCAGUUAGCGCAAAACCUCGACGACACGAUCCUUCGUAUUGAAAAUAAAUUAUUAAAUGUGAAGUUAAUAAAUAAUAAGAAAAAAAUUGAAAUAGAAGUUUGUGAUUGUAGAAUUAAACACAAGCAAGUUCAUUGCAAAAUGCUUCAUAAUGCUUGUAAUUUUAAAGAGUCGUUAAUAUUUUACGUAAUGUGAUUUAGAGUGAAAGUGUUUCAAUGCUGUAUAUUAUAUUUAACGGUGCGUAAGAAAUUUGUGAAAUUAUCAGAUAUUACAUCUCCGUCAGAAGACUAAACGGAAAGAAAUCUGUGUUUAUUGAAAAUAAAGAUAAUUUGCAAUUAUCUUUGCAUAAUGAUAAAUAGAUUUAUCUUCGUUUGGUGCCUCUCGUAUUUAUGUUUCAAAGCUUACACCGAACAUUCACCGCAAUAUUUUCAAGAAUUAUCUAACGAUACUCGAUGUAUUUCCGAUUCUUCUCGAAAGAUUUACAAUGUAUCAGAUUUAUUACGAUGCAUGGAUAAUCUCGCCGUUAAUCUUUUCGUUCAAAAUAAUGAUCGAUUAUUAAGACAAAGGAGUAAAACGAAUUCGCCAGUUUACAAAGAAAAUUCUUACGGAUUUCCUUAUGGAAACAUCAUUUUAAAUCUAUUUAAUAACGCCGAAAUCCCAUCGGGAUAUUACGAUUCUUCUGCCGGUAAUUAUCAAUUAGACACAUUGAACAACGCACACAUUGAACCUAAUCAAUUUGACGGACUUGGAGCAAAUCUCUUUAAUGCUCUGUCAUCAAUCUCUCGUUAUGAUGAUCUGAAGUGCGUGUCUAGAAUACUCUGCGAGAUGGCGAGUGGCAAGCCACCAGGAGAAUAUAAGCGAGCACCGACGGGAAAUAACGAGGAAUAUUUAAAAGGAUUUGGAAGAAAUGCCUUUACUCAGUUGCUCGCAGGAUUAACAGAAACGUCACCUAUAUUGAAUUUUGCCCGAGCCGCUGUUUUGGGUUACAGCAGCAAUGGAAAUCCGACUAUGUGUUACCGCGCAUUUCCGAGAUGUCCACGUAAUCCCGACAAACUGAUCCAUUAUCUGAAUAACCAUAAUGGCGGAUUCUUCCGGUUCUUCAGUAAAAGAGACCGCAAGAGUCAUCUUCAGUCGUCUUACGUUUCACGAGAUAAUCCGGAAUUUCUCGGAGAAAGACAAUGGAAAGCUCCACCACCGGGCAUCGCCGGAGCGGAGACUGAUCGCACUGGAACGGGCAAGUUAAAGUUUGACAACCCCGUUUUGACUACUCGCCAAGAUUACGAGAAAAAGUUCUUUCCAAGAGAAAAUACAUUGGAGAGCUCGGGACGAGUGGUUUUCCUGGAUUACGAGGAAUCGAGUGGUCGCCCAUUGAAAAAUAGGAUUUCUAAAUCCCUGUCGGAUUUACGAGAUCCUGACGUGACUACAUUUUCGCGAGACUCUCCAUUGGUUUUUCCUCAGGAAUCGGAGGAUCAAGGUGUCCGCAUUUUACAUUUUACUUCUGAAUCUUCGAACUCGAUACCUCAUAAUGCGUUUCGCUUUCCACAUUAAUAUUUUCGAAUUUUUGCUCCACGAAUAAAUUCUUGAAUAAUAUUCAGCUCACAAAUGGAAUACAUGUAAAUAAAGG